Molecule: messenger RNA, 1533 nt
Organism: Ornithodoros turicata
Lineage: Eukaryota; Metazoa; Arthropoda; Arachnida; Ixodida; Argasidae
Gene: HtrA2
Product: serine protease HTRA2, mitochondrial-like
Exons: 6
Coding region: 277-1443 (388 amino acids)
Biological process (GO): programmed cell death; positive regulation of apoptotic process; proteolysis
Molecular function (GO): serine-type endopeptidase activity; protein binding
Source: RefSeq, a predicted model, not a curated record
CACUUCAUUGCUUCCGCUGAAUGUGGCUGUUUGUUGGUUCUGUUCCGUUGGUUUUGUUUUGUUGUGCCAUAUGGUCGUGCAUGUGACCUUGCAUGAUUGCAUAUGAUGUGAUCACGACCCGACCUUCCAGUUCGUGCCGCAGUGUUGUGUUCUGCACGGAGUUCGAAUAUCGUGGGAAAACGUGUACGCUGUGUUCCAAAUUAUCCAUAUAUAGAACAGCAAUAUUCUAACUUUUAUAAUUGUAGGUGUUUAUGAUCCCAGUGGCGCCAGUAAGUUAUGAGUGCCCAACGGGUUCUAGGAUCUUUUACUAGUGUGGCUAAUAGGACAAUGAUACCACGUUUGGUUCGGUCCCGUCCGCUUCACAGCAUACAGAGUACGCUAGCGGUGAAGCAGCAGACCCGCAAACGGCACGUUCUUUCGAGCUGUGGUGUGGUAUUCGGAGUAGGAUAUGUGCUCUACCGGUUAAUGAAGGACCGUCAAUACUGGCCUGUCGUACAGGCCAAACAGGAAGGGUCCACCCUACCACCGUCUAAGCGCUUCAAUUUCAUUGCUGACGUUGUAGAGAAGACUGCUUCGUCUGUAGUAUACAUCGAAAUUUUAGGAAGGCAUCCCUUCACCAACGAGAGAAUCCCCCUGACCAAUGGGUCAGGAUUCAUCGUCCGGUCCGACGGACUCAUCCUGACCAACGCCCACGUCGUGGCGGACAGGGCCACGGUCACCGUGAAGAUGUACGACGGCAAGGAGUACGUGGGAAGAGUAGAGUCCGUAGAUCUAAAGGCGGACCUUGCAACCGUCCGAAUUCCCGCGAAAGGACUUAACAGCCUGACCCUGUGCCGUACAGACUUGGUACGUCCGGGGGAAUGGGUGGUUGCCCUGGGCAGCCCUCUCGCCCUAAGCAACACCAUCACGGCUGGCGUGGUUAGCUCUGUGCAUCGCUCUGGAAAGGAACUCGGGAUGCACAAGGAGAUGGAGUACAUACAAACGGAUGCAGCUAUAACGUUCGGCAAUUCUGGAGGACCAUUAGUCAAUCUGGAUGGACUUGUCAUAGGCAUCAACACCAUGAAAGUGACAUCGGGAAUUUCUUUUGCCGUUCCUGCUGACUAUGCUUUAGAUUUUCUGGAAAAACGUGGACAAAAGGAAUCUCCCGAAAGGUGGUACUUGGGGAUCACCAUGCUGACGCUCACACCCAGUCUGAUCCAAGAGUUACGGCAACGGGACCCCGCCUUCCCGUCCGUGACGGCCGGUGUGCUCAUUUGGAAGGUUGUGAUCGGCUCACCAGCUCACCUAAGUGGUUUGAGUCCGGGCGACGUCAUAGUACGAGUAGGAGGCAAGGACGUUCACUCGUCGCAGGACAUUUAUAAAGCGUUGGAAGUUCAUGAGCCGCUCCAGAUAGAGGUGAAGCGUCACGGGAAGGUCCUCAAGAUAGGCGUUUCACCCACCUGAUUUCCUUAGAUAGUACAACGCAUUAAAUUACGCCAAAAUACUGCAUAUAAUUCGAGCGAGUUUGUAUUCAAUAAAUGUUGUUUUGGGGUU